GAGAGCUCGUCGCAGAGUACGACGGGAACUAGGGAAUCAUGGCCGCUGUGUCGGUGGAGUUGCAGCAGGAGCGGCGUCUGGUGUGUGUGGAGUACCCAGGCGUGGUGCGGGAUGUGUCCAAGAUGCUGCAGACCCUGGGUGGAGAGGAAGGAGUUUCCCGGAUCUAUGCAGACUCAGCCAAAAGGUUGGAGCUAUACUUCCGUCCCAAGGAUCCAUACUGCCAUCCUGUGUGUGCCAACCGUUUCCCUACCAGCAGUUUGCUGCUUAAGAUCAAGAAGAAGACAAGACGGAGGAGAACAGAGGGUGGAGAAGUGACUGUUGCAGAAGUCAAGUUUGACAUGGAAAUUUUGGGCAUCAUUACAACUGUUUACAAAUUUCAAGGGAUGUCAGAUUUUCAGUAUCUGGCAGUACACACAGAAGCAGGCUGCAAAAACACUUCUAUGUAUGACAAAGUUCUUAUGCUCAAACCAGAGAAGGAAGAAUUCUUCAACCAGGAAUUACCUCUCUACAUCCCCCCACCAAUUUUCUCUCGCCUAGACACCCCAGUGGACUAUUUCUACCGGCCAGAAACACAGCAUCGGGAAGGCUACAAUAAUCCACCUGUCUCUGGUGAGAACCUAAUUGGCCUGAGCAGAGCUCGGCGGCCUCACAAUGCCAUUUUUGUGAAUUUUGAAGAUGAUGAAGUGCCCAUGAAGCCACUGGAGGCUGCUGUACAGACCUGGAAGAGGCUGUGCACUAAUCCCAUAGACAGGAAGAUGGAAGAGGAACUGAGAAAGCUGUUUGACAUUCGUCCUAUCUGGUCCCGGAAUGCUGUCAAGGCCAACAUCAGUGUCCACCCAGAUAAACUCAAGGUCUUGCUUCCCUACGUGGCCUAUUAUAUGAUAACAGGUCCCUGGAGGAGUUUGUGGAUUCGCUAUGGAUAUGACCCCAGAAAAAACCCAGAAGCCAAGAUUUAUCAAGUCCUGGAUUUCCGAAUUCGCUGUGGAAUGAAAUAUGGCUAUGCCCCCAAUGACAUGCCUGUCAAAGCAAAACGCAGCACCUACAACUACAGCCUCCCCAUCACAGUCAAGAAGACUCCCAGCCAGUUGGUCACCAUGCAUGACCUGAAGCAUGGACUAGGCACAUCAGGGACAGGGGCUGUCAAGAAAUCAGCCUCCAACAAGUACAAGCUCAAGGACUCUGUCUAUGUCUUCCGGGAGGGGGCCCUGCCACCGUAUCGGCAGAUGUUCUAUCAGCUCUGUGAUUUAAAUGUGGAAGGGUUACAGAAGAUCAUCCAUCGUAAUGAUGGGAUGGAGACCGAGUGUACAGAGCGUGAUGGAUGGUGUCUUCAGAAGACCAGUGAUGACCUGAGGGACACAAUGUCCUUGAUGAUCCGGCAGAUCAUUCGCUCCAAGAGGCCUGGUGAGAAGCUCCUGGGCUCUCAGACCAUUAUUCCAAGUCCAGCCUGAGGAACAAGCAAAGCAAUCCUUCUACAUGUCAGUCCCUUCAAGUACCUGAAGACAGGGCAGCUAGGUGACGCAGUGGAUAGAGCACCAGCCGUGGAUUCAGGAGGACCUGAGUUCAAAUCCAGCCUCAGACACAUAACACUCACUAGCUGUGUGACUCUGGGCAAGUCACUCAACCCCACAAAAAAUACCUGAAGCCAUUGUAUCCUCCUAAUUCUUCUCCCUAGUUCCUUCAGUCAGUCCUCAGUUUUUUCCCCUUCUUGGUUGUCCUCUGGACAGUUUCUCCAUGACUUCCAUAAAUGUGGAUCCCCAAAUGGAACAGGUGUGUCCUUACCAGGACAGCCCUUUCUCCUUCCAGUUACUAGUCAGAUAUUCAAAUGGAUCUGAGAGCUUUUUGAUGUUGGUCAACAAACAUUUAUUAGAUGCCCAAGCACUUAAUGAUGCUAGAUCCUUGUGCACUAUUGAUACUGCCUCUACUGUGGCAGAUUACAACCCAUCUAUGCCCACCGAUCCUGUGUAACUCCUGUCUAUAUCCUUCCCUAAGAUGGACCCCCAGUGAGCUGGGGCCCUUCCUCACUUUCUCCUGACCUGAGGAUUCCAGGGGAGCCCACAUGUCCACUGGUUAUUGUUCUUCCCAUAUGGCCACCCUCUCUUUUUGGAUCAUACGUUUCUUUGUUGUCAUCCUUUACUCUGGUUCUUCAUAGUUCCUUAUUUGCUAUGGAUUGUGGUCUAUUCAUAUCCACUGUGUUUCUUCAUUGCUCUCCGAUACUAAUUUUUAAUUCUCCAGAGACUAUAAUGUUCUGUGAUGUUUUUGCUUUUCUUUGCAUCCCUCAAUCUUAACACAGUGCCUGUCAUAUAGUAGGUACUUAAUAAAUGCUGUUGAUUUUUCUGACUGACUUAUAGCCAUGCAACAACACUGGCAGAAUAUUACUAUUA
Messenger RNA from Phascolarctos cinereus (koala), 2381 nucleotides. The record is from RefSeq and is a predicted model, not a curated record. NCBI's taxonomy places the organism in Eukaryota, Metazoa, Chordata, Mammalia, Diprotodontia, Phascolarctidae.